Messenger RNA from Liolophura sinensis, 1284 nucleotides. Its product is annotated as carbonic anhydrase 2-like. Bases 1 to 1284 code for a protein of 427 amino acids. Gene Ontology annotation, molecular function: carbonate dehydratase activity; zinc ion binding. The transcript is spliced from 8 exons. The record is from RefSeq and is a predicted model, not a curated record. Lineage: Eukaryota; Metazoa; Mollusca; Polyplacophora; Chitonida; Chitonidae.
AUGGUUGUUUUUCAGUUCCUGGCCCUAGCAAAUCUUGUCGCUCUGUGUACGGCCGGCGCCGGAAACGGUUUUCGAUGGUCUGAAGCUUCGGAUCCGAGCACAUGGGCCGACGAGUUCAGGUUCUGUGGGGGCCUAAACCAGUCCCCUGUGGACAUCUGUACAGACGAUGUUGUGCCCAACCCCACCCUGAAUAACUUAGUCUACAUCAACUUUGACAAAGAGACCAAGGAAGAGCUGACACUACUGAACACAGGCGAGCAAGUUCAACUCAGAGGAUUUAACAAGGCGCUGUCCAUCAAAGAAGGCGGGUUACCAGCUAAACGUUAUGUUCUAGAGCAACUCCACUUCCACGUAGGUGCCGAGGAUGGUAGAGGCUCAGAACACGACGUCAACGGGGAAUUUUUUGAGGUUGAGAUGCACCUGGUGUUUUAUUCUACCGACUAUGAGAGCUUUGAUGCUGCCCAGAACAGGCCCCAAGGUUUAGCCGUUAUUGCCGUCUUAUUUGAGGUCGGCGAUGACGACAACGACGGUUUGGAGCCUAUAAUAAAGCAACUAUGUAACAUCCGAGAACCAGGUACCAAUACUACUAUUGAACCGAUCAAGGUCAGGAAUCUACUGCCGGAUGAUAUCAGCCGCUGGUACAGAUAUCGGGGCAGUCUAACCACCCCACCGUGUUUCCAGAGUGUCAUAUGGACCAUCUACAAGGAUCUGGCUAAGAUAUCAAAGGAACAGUUACGUACGUUUCGGAAUAAUGUGCUUUCGGAAGAAGGUGGACCUCUUGUUGAUAAUUUCCGGCCUACUCAGCCUUUGAACGGUCGCCUGAUAGAAAAAAACACAAGAGACUGUUCCCCGGUACAUUGUGAAGACAACGGCUACGGGGAUAACGGCAAUGGGAAAAAUGGUAAUGGAAAGAACGGGAACAACGGGAACGGGAACAACGGGAACAACGGAAACGGAAGGGGAUACGGAUAUAACGGACGUGCUAGCUGUAAAGAUCGGAAACGAAACGAUGAAAACGAAUGCUGGGAUAACUCUGAUUGUUAUUGCGACCGAGACCGAAAUGGCAAUGGAAAUGGUAAUGGCAAUGGCAAUGGUAAUGGCAACGGCAAUGGAAACGGAAAUGGCAACGGCAAUGGUAAUGACAACGGCAACGGCAAUGGAAACGGAAAUGGCAACGGCAACGGCAACGGCAACGGAAAUGGCAAUGGAAAUGGCAACGGUAAUGGUAAUGGCAACGGCAAUGGAAAUGGCAAUGGCAAUGGAAACGGAAAUGGCCAUAAAUAA